This is a messenger RNA of Rhopalosiphum maidis (corn leaf aphid), 3491 nucleotides long. RefSeq lists its product as uncharacterized. The coding region runs from base 155 to 2524 and encodes 789 amino acids. NCBI's taxonomy places the organism in Eukaryota, Metazoa, Arthropoda, Insecta, Hemiptera, Aphididae. Gene Ontology annotation, molecular function: calcium ion binding. The transcript has 16 exons. Gene Ontology annotation, cellular component: cell-cell junction; plasma membrane. Gene Ontology annotation, biological process: homophilic cell-cell adhesion. The record is from RefSeq and is a predicted model, not a curated record.
GUGUACAAGUGCGUGUGUGUUGUGCAGUCGUUUAUAGAUAAGAACAGUAAACAAUUUUUGAUCUUCGUCAAACAUUUUUUUUUAUUUUUCGUACUGCAGUCAGCAAUAAGCGUUCUGUACGAUCAGUUCGAAUCACAAUAUAAAAGUAAUAAUUAUGGUCGGCACUCGUUCAUCGUUAUUUUGUCUGCUCUGUACGGUCCUGAUUUUUCCCCUCGGCGAUUCAAACGCGUUAAGCAAAUUUGGAAAUCAACAACAAAAAAAUUCCCACGAACUCGGACUUGGAGCGAAUGUCGUGGGCCAUGUAGUUAACGGCGAUGAAACAGAAGAAUAUCCAUUUAAAAAGGCAUACUAUUCGUAUAAAAUACAAUCGAAUGAGUUGUUAAAAGAUGUACGAUUAGACCCGCCAAUCGAUUAUGUAACACCUAAAGGAUACAGUUUAGUGUUGGAACCGAUUGUUCAUUUUUGUCAACAUGUAGAUGACAGUAUUAUACAGAAAUUUUCUGCAUUCGGAUCGAAAGACAAGGUGUACAUCAACAUCGACGACGAUUUAAGAGAUAUAUCAACCAAUGAUUCAACUAUUGUGUAUAAACUCAAGGCAAUAAACAAUGUUAAUUUGACUACGGUUGGUGGUUCUACUACUGUACUCAUCAGAAUUGUUGAAUUUUUACCCAUGCCUGACACCGUACUAGCGUUUGAAGAACCUAGUUAUUCUUUAAAUAUGGCUUAUGGUCACAAAGGCAAAGUUUUUAAAUUUAAGACCAUAAAAACCACACACAAAGCAAAAGAAAAAAACACGGAUUUGGAAUUUGAAAAACAACCGGAAAACGAUAAAUAUUUUUCAAAAAACGAAUACUCUUUCAGGGGAAAUUACAGUUUGGAAUACGUACCUGAACCACUUUUAACAAAACUGAGAGUUAAUGAUGACGGCGAAUUAGAGGUGUUGGGAAGUAUCGAUGAAGGAUAUCACAGUUUUGACGUCGUAGCAGUGGAUUAUGGUCCUAAUUCUACUACUAUUUUAAAAGCUAGGUCCAAAGUCUACAUGUUUAUCGACAAUAUAGCGGCGUGUAGUUCAGACAUGUCUAAAUUCAUUAGAGCUUUUAGUAAACACUAUAUAACCGAAGAAACUAAGCUAAUAACAGCUGUUCCGGGAACUGAAUCGAGCGGACAAUGUAUAUUUUCGAUAACACAUCAAUUUCCGUUUGGUGUGGGCGCGGACUUCUUCACCAUCGACAAGAAAUCGGGUGCUGUGCACGUGAAAAAUCCCAUCGAUCGCGAGGCGUACUCGUUCGAAGACAUGGAAGAACCGUCCGUGUACCUGAAGUUAAAGAUUCACUGUCCUCCGAUGGACACUGUACCCGCCACCCAGCCACUACACCUGUCCGACGUGGACAACAUCGUCUACGAUCCGACUACCACGUUGGUGCAGUUGGUCAUCGUCGACACCAACGACAACGUGCCGGUGUUCGCCGACAAGCACAUAAUAGUCGGGUAUCCCGUGCUGGACGUGGCCAACACCAUUAUUCCCAAACACCUACUGCAGGUCAAGGCGACAGACAAGGACGCGGGAAAGCACGGAAAAAUACAAUACUCGCUGAGAGGAGACGACGCUAACGACUUUAUCAUAAACUCGGAGACAGGAAUAAUAUAUUGUAUGAGUUUGGUGGACGAUAGCACUGCGAACAAAACAUUCGAGGUGGUGGCCAAGGACAACGACGGCAAAUCCGACGGAUCAGAAUCUACAAUGACUAUUACCGUGAAGUACUUAACGUUCUCGGACGUUGUCCGGGUGAGCGUCCAGUUCAGCUCCACCGAAGACCCCGCGGCUAUCGAAUCCCAACUGUCCGAAAUAUCAGGAGUCAGAAUUAUGUCGCUCACCAACGACGUGAUCAACACGUUUACGGGCGGACAGUGGCGCGCCGAGAGGCUGUUGACUGUUUACGGGGUGAACAACACGGAUGGUUCGGUGGUGUCGGCGUCGGAAUUAGAAAAGAAUUUAGAACACAACACCAAAGUGUUGGGUAUCAUGAAAUUAUACAAUACAAAUUCCGACGGCGAGACGAGCACCGUGAUGUCCUUAGUGUACGCAGCGAUGUUUUUCUUGAUGCUGUCCAUGGUAGCCGUGGGGCUCCUAUAUUUUGGAUACGUCAAGAACGGCCGUUAUUUGUCGUGCAUUUCCAGUCCGUCCACGACGCCGCUGAAAGACGAUAUCGAAAACAUGAGUCAGAGCAACUGGAUUACGACUUUCAACAGAACCAAUCUAACGUCUAACAGAGUGCGAUUCCCUGGAAAUAUUAACUCCCAGACGGUGCCGUGCAGAUCCAAAAUCACGGACAACGCGACAGUCGUCGUGGAGAACAGCCUGUACGAGGCCAUACCGCCUAAAGGAACCGCCGUCUUGGCCGUGAAUAAUAAUUCCUCGAUUAUUAAGCUUGAUUCUAAGGUCUCCUUCGAAGACGACUUGAUAAAGUUAGAAAAAAUGGACGAGGCGUUUUCGCCCACGGACGACUUAUCUUUUAACUAUUAAGUUUUGACUUCCGGCGGUAAAAAAAUCACUUUAGUCUAUACUGAUAUCAGUUCCGGUUCGACGUUUACAUUUUUUGUCCGGAUAAGCACACUUCGUACACACACUUCUAUAUAAUAUCUACAUAUUAUUACCUAUUAUAUACCUGUUAAUAUGAUAAUUGUAUAUUAUUUUUAAAACACGUUUACAAGACCUUACAAUACUUUUAUGUUUGCACAUGUUUUAGUCGUUCAAAAGUCACCUUGAAUAUUGAUAAGUCCUUGCCCAAUACUAUUUUAUGUUUACUCGGAAGCUCAUUCAAUUUUAUUAAACCGUAUACAAUAUCGAUAGCGUUAAAAACCGUUACACUUUUUUUGCAAAUAGGAGUGGUAAUUUUUUCGAUGAUAUUAAUACGAACCUGUUAUUAAAUUCAACGAUUCGCCAAUUUCAAAAGCGCUUACCGAUCACCUUGUAACACAUUUAUAAUACCGAUGCGGAAUUUAAUUAAGAUAAUAGCCCGUAUACACAAACACUAGUAAAAUCAUUUAUUGUGCGCAUGUAUGUAUAUUAGUAUGUGUUUGUGUGUGCAUGUGCAUAGAUCAAUUUUUAAUUAUGAUUAGUUGUGUAAUUUUGAAAUGUCAAUUUACCAUGAAAAAAUCUGCUGCUCGUGGCUUGAUUUAGGGUCAAAACGUGCUCGACUAUAUUUGCAUUGUUGGUAGAAAUUAAUCUAUAUUAAAAUCCUAUUAUCAAAACGAUAGAUUUAAAAACAAGCGAGUCAAAACUAUUAAAUUUAUUGCACUAUAUUAUAAUACAUUUAAGGAACGUAUCAUUAAACCGAGACUUGAUGGCACAAUAUUUCGUGUUGUAACAUUAAACAUUAAAAUAUCAUCUUUUAUCUAAAUAUAUAAUAUUGUAAGAGAACUAUUUUAUAAUAAAACUGUAUUAAUUUUGUGGAAACUCAAUAAUAUAUUAUUCAGAUUAUCAAUCAUCA